AUGAUGGAGAAAGAUGUGGGCUACUCAAACCCAUCAAUGGGCCAUGAUGAUGCAUUGUUCGAUUAUGAUGCCGGCUUAGAGAGCACAUUGCAAGAUAUAGCUGUGGAUUCAAACAGAGGUGGACCCAUUGCUGCACCUGUAUUAGGCUUGGAUGAAAAGGUCACAAUCACUAAGCAGCGACGAUCUACUGUCAAGCUGGAUGAGGGCCGAUUACUGUCACAAGCCGGCAUACCAAAACUGCGUUCUACGGCGAAGUCUAAACUGAAAUUCAAAGGGAAAGGGCAUGAGUUUUCGGACGCCGCUCGACUAUUAAAUUUCUACCAACUAUGGCUCGAUGAUUUGUUCCCUCGCGCGAAGUUCGCCGAUGGAUUGGCUAUUAUAGAAAAACUGGGUCAUUCGAAACGAUUACAGACGAUGCGACGAGAAUGGAUAGACGAGGAAAAGCCGAGACUCCCCGCAACCGACUCUGAAGAUGCGCAACAAACGGGGUCCCCGGGUCCAUAUGUCCAUGACAAUAGUAUGUCUAUCGGGCAUCUAAAUGAAGCCGACGCGAUUGUGGGCCAAGGAGAUAGCGUGGCACAGGGGCUUCCAGCACAUGGCAUUGGAGAGCCAUCCUCACUUACGCUGGGAGACGUUCCUCAGCAGGGAGAUUUGUUUGUGUCGGAUGAUGAGAGCGUCCCAAGGGAGAUCAUAGAAGGUACUCAUGAUAACGAUGAUGAUGAUGAUGAUGAUGAGCUGGAAGCACUUCUACGAGAGCACGAGGAUGGUAUUAUUGAUAAUAAUAAUCUGGCAGGACCAGAUGCAUGGGCUUGA
Messenger RNA from Aspergillus tubingensis, 813 nucleotides. RefSeq names its product Chromosome segregation in meiosis protein 3. The record is from RefSeq and is a predicted model, not a curated record. Gene Ontology annotation, molecular function: DNA binding. The transcript has 3 exons. Gene Ontology annotation, cellular component: nucleus; replication fork protection complex. The coding region runs from base 1 to 813 and encodes 270 amino acids. Gene Ontology annotation, biological process: DNA replication checkpoint signaling; replication fork arrest; replication fork processing. NCBI's taxonomy places the organism in Eukaryota, Fungi, Ascomycota, Eurotiomycetes, Eurotiales, Aspergillaceae.